Coffea arabica (coffee) is the source of this 1518-nucleotide messenger RNA. RefSeq names its product transcription factor UNE12. Gene Ontology annotation, molecular function: DNA-binding transcription factor activity, RNA polymerase II-specific; protein dimerization activity; RNA polymerase II cis-regulatory region sequence-specific DNA binding. NCBI's taxonomy places the organism in Eukaryota, Viridiplantae, Streptophyta, Magnoliopsida, Gentianales, Rubiaceae. Gene Ontology annotation, biological process: regulation of transcription by RNA polymerase II. Gene Ontology annotation, cellular component: nucleus. The record is from RefSeq and is a predicted model, not a curated record.
AAACGCACUAACACUAAAUAGGCACGCUACCAGAAAACUCCACAGUCCACACCAAACGACAAACAAGCAAACAUCCUCUUCCACCUUUUCUCUCUCUCUAUCCUUCUCUGCGAUAGUCCCCUCGCCGGGAAAUUCUCCGUCUCCGACGAGUUUUCCCCAGACAUGGCAACAAACCCACCUCAGGAAGGAUACCCCACGGACGACUUCCUUGAGCAAAUUCUCCAACUCCCUUCCUACUCCGGCUUGCCAGUAAACGACGUCGGAAGCACGUCGGACACGGCCUCGCUUAACUCUGCUGUCUCUCAGCUCAGCUCCGUCGCUGGCGGUCUACACCAUCAUCAACAGCUGUUCCCUUUAGGUCUUAGCUUGGAUAAUGGCCGCGAUGACGUCACUGACACUGGAGCUUUUGGUGUUAAAGCAGAUAGAGGGGAAGCUGUAAAUAUGGGAAGCUUGUACCCGGGCUUUGAACAAAUGCAGCCUCACGGGAUGCGGCAUGCUGCACCUCAUGUCCAGCAGGCUUUUCAGGGCCAACCGACACCAAGCACUGCAGUGACUGUCCCACAUCCACCUGCCAUUAGGCCAAGGGUUCGUGCCCGAAGAGGACAAGCGACAGAUCCCCAUAGUAUUGCUGAGAGGCUACGUAGAGAGAGGAUAUCAGAAAGAAUAAAGGCCUUGCAGGAACUUGUUCCUAGCUGCAACAAGACAGACCGAGCUGCAAUGCUUGAUGAGAUUCUAGAUUAUGUGAAGUUCUUAAGGCUUCAGGUCAAGGUAUUGAGCAUGAGUAGGCUAGGGGGAGCUGGUGCAGUGGCACAACUUGUUGCUGACAUUCCAUUGCAGACUGUUGAGGGCGAUACUGGUGAAAACAUAUCCAACCAGCAAGUUUGGGAGAAAUGGUCCAACGAAGAAACAGAACGGGAAGUAGCUAAGCUAAUGGAAGAAGAUGUUGGGGCUGCAAUGCAAUAUCUUCAAUCUAAAGCACUUUGCAUCAUGCCCAUAUCACUUGCAGCACUUAUCUAUCCUACUCUUCAAUCAGAGGAGCCCGCACUUGUGAAGCCUGAACCACCAGCCCCUUCAUAAGCACCAAAUUUCUUGCACGUGCCUAUUAGAACUCCCAACCUCACCUCUUUACAUUUUUCUCCAUCAGCAAUUAUGUUUGUGCUUACAAUCCAUGGCAGUGCAAUCUAAGUCAGAUACCAUUACCAUGCUUCUAGCUUUAGCCCUCCUUUUUGGACCAUCUGUUUUGACCAUGAAGUUUUAGUUGGACGACUUAAUGAUGUCAUUCCCCCAUGAAAGCUUGACAGAUGUAGGCACUUUAUCUAAAUUAAUUGCUCGGAUGGAGGGAUUGCAAACUAAAUAUUAUCCUUCAAGUGCUACUCCCCCUUUUGGCUUGUGGGAUUGUGGGGAUCAUUUUGUAGUUUGUGGAUAGUGGGACAUUGUAAAAGCGAACAGCUACUUGUGAUUAUACCAUAUUCUAAGAUUUUGAUUCAGGCAUGGCUAGUAAAAGUGGUUACAAGUACA